AUGUUAAAUUACGAUUUUGACAUCCAGUACAUACCAACAAACGAAUUCGGUUGUGCAGAUCUGUUGUCCCGACUGAUUGAUCGAACCAAACAACCGGAGGAAGAAUUUGUGAUAGCAGCACUGAAUCUAGAAGAAGAUCUAACAAGUAUUCUUUCUGACGUGGCAGAGAAGGUUCCGGUGUCAUUCGCAGCAUUGCGCAAGGCUACAUUAACAAACUCAACUCUACAAACUAUUGCUAAACACAUCCGUGAUGGCUGGCCAGCUUGUUCUAAGGAUCUUUCCACUGCGAUUCAACCUUACUACAACAGACGUGAAACGCUUAGUCUAAUCGAUGGGAUUCAUAUCGAUGACGCUGGACCGGUGGAUGGAGUCUACUUUUUAGUAAUAGUCGACCUCUACUCUAAAUGGCCUGAGGUGCACGUAACCAAAUCAACAACGACAAAAGCCACACUCAAGCUGCUCAAUCAUUCAUUUGCAACAUUCGGCGUGCCGGAAACAAUCGUGUCAAAAAACGGCACCCAGUAUGCAAACCAAGAAUUUCGAAUCUUCUGCUCCAGCCAGGGUAUUUGUCAUAUUCGUAUCGCUCCUUAUCAUCCACAAUCCAACGGCUUAGCGGAGAGAUUUGUGGAUACGUUGAAGAGAAGUCUACGAAAAAUUCGUUCGGGAGGAAAAGGACCCGAGAACCAACCUUGUACUCUACUAUGA
Molecule: messenger RNA, 705 nt
Organism: Wyeomyia smithii (pitcher-plant mosquito)
Lineage: Eukaryota; Metazoa; Arthropoda; Insecta; Diptera; Culicidae
Exons: 2
Coding region: 1-705 (234 amino acids)
Biological process (GO): DNA integration
Molecular function (GO): nucleic acid binding
Source: RefSeq, a predicted model, not a curated record